AUGUGCACUUGGCACCAGGACGCCCUAGGCCACAGUUCAAUGAUUGACUUUGUCAUCGUCUCAUCGGAUUUGCGUGUCUUGGACACUCAGGUGAAGAGAGAUCGUUCAUGCCCGACUGGUUGGUCUCUGUAUGGAAGUCGGUGUUUCCUCUUCCAGAACAUUCAGAAGGACUGGGCUUCUGCUGAGCUCGAUUGCAUUGCAUUAGGUGCAAAUCUGGCCUCCAUCCACAGCAGCGAUGAGCACACCUUCGUCAAGGACCUGGUCAACAGUAAGAAAGGAUCGUACCAGAGAACCUGGGUCGGAUGCCACGAUGGUGUGAAGGACGGUGUGUGGCAGUGGAGUGACGGGUCAAAGUUCGACUACGUCAAGUGGGGCAGCGUGGAGCCAAACAACUAUGGUGGAAACGAAGACUGCAUGGAGAUCAACAUUGCUGGAUCAAUUCAGCACAUGAACGAUGAAAAGUGCGAGACUAACAGAUACUCCAUCUGUGCCAAAAAYGCCUAACUCCUCCCUCCUCUUCCUGAGAAACCCAACAUGACCAUGUGACCUUCUCAAUGGUGAUGUCACUUCCUCCAGGAUGUCAGGCCUCGAUGGCGUCGUUGCUGGAAGAUACAAGGAUAAAAUCUAAUUUCCAAUAAAUCUAUUGCAUGAAACA
Molecule: messenger RNA, 655 nt
Organism: Poecilia reticulata (guppy)
Lineage: Eukaryota; Metazoa; Chordata; Actinopteri; Cyprinodontiformes; Poeciliidae
Source: RefSeq, a predicted model, not a curated record